Messenger RNA from Macadamia integrifolia, 1378 nucleotides. Its product is annotated as E3 ubiquitin-protein ligase ATL6-like. The record is from RefSeq and is a predicted model, not a curated record. The coding region runs from base 56 to 1261 and encodes 401 amino acids. The transcript has a single exon. NCBI's taxonomy places the organism in Eukaryota, Viridiplantae, Streptophyta, Magnoliopsida, Proteales, Proteaceae.
GAGUAGGAAAGCCUGUCACCCUGUAAGGCAUGAGCAACAUUUCCUUCUUCCGCUCAUGAAGAACCAAUUGAAGCAGAAGCAGAGUCACCGUUCAAUCCUUGACCUGUUUGUGCCUUACCCAGGAACCCAAUAUGGACUUACCUACAUCUACUUGUUCCUCAUGUUCCAGUCUCUACCUUCCGCGGCUGCACAAAACACUACUCAGUCUCCACAUUCCGAUCCCUAUAGCUUCAGCGACUACGUUUUCAACCCUUCCACGGCCGGCGUUCUGGUCGUCAUAAUAGUUGCCUUCUUCUUCUUGAGCUUCUUAUCCAUCUGUAUCGGCCAACGCUCUGAUACCAAUAACGAUGAAAGAGGAGUUUCACGAAGGGGAAAUCGAGGUCUCGACCCUGCUGUGAUCGAUUCUUUCCCCACCUUCGCUUAUUCUUACGUGAAAGGUCAUAAAUUGGGUAAAGGAGCUCUCGAAUGCGCCGUGUGCUUAACCGAAUUCGAAGACGAAGAUACGCUUCGAUUGCUUCCUAAGUGUGACCAUGUAUUCCAUCCUGAGUGCAUCGAUGCUUGGUUGUCUAAGCGCACAACUUGCCCAGUCUGCCGAGCCAACUUCGCUGCUGUAUCGGGCGAAACAUCUCCAAUAUCGGUACAUGAUACAGAAGUCCACUCGGAUGGAGAAAUCCCAUCAUCGGAACUACAGGGUUCAGAGAACCAGCAACUUUUCAUUAACGUGGGCCCAUCACCACAGGCUGCGGCAGUGGCAGUGGCACCGUCACCAUCACCGGAGGUAAUUGAUCGGAUCCCAAUGCAAAAUCGGCCGGCUAGAACUAAACCGCCGAGGCCGACAUUCACGGGGAGAUUUCCGCGGUCGCAUUCGACGGGGCACUCUGUGGUUCAACCGGGAGAUGACGUCGAGCGGUUCACCCUUCGGCUGCCGGAGGACGUGAGGAAGCAAAUCAUGAAUAUGAGACAUCUGAACCGGACUAGGAGCAUGGUUUUGUUCCCAAGGGUAGGGAGUUCAAGGAAAGGUAACCGGACGACCGGAGAAGGGAGUAGCAGAGGAGGGAAAUCGAUGAGGGGAGUGAUAUGGGAGAAACCGGAAGGCUGGAUCUUCUCCAUGACACCACCUUUUUUCAUGAGAGCCUCUCCUUCUCGAUCAGCAAAAGGGGAUGCUCUGGUGACUCCUCGUCCUAAACCCUUAAGGUUGCCCUUGCGAGUGAACAUGAAAGCUGACGGAACUGGUCCGUCGUUGACUCGUCCUCCGGUUUGACUGCCAUCUCCAUUUCCCUUGAUUGAUUCGAAUUUUUCCCUAUUUGUUACUUAAAUACUUCCAACCUUGUCAUUUUUUUCCUUUUUGUCUUUUAAUAUACAUCGAAGUUAAAUGUUA